UCCCCGUGUGUCGCAAUGGCCGCUGAUAGCGGCGGUUAUAAAGGGGCCGUGGAGGGAGGGGGGGGCGCAGCGCAGCGACGGAGGUGCGGGGACAGCGGUGACUGCGAGCGGUGCCCCCGAGCCGCCACCAUGGGCCGCGCUCUGCUCUUCCUCCUCCUCCUCCUCCUCCUCCUCCAGGGCCGGGGGGAAACCGCGACCACCGCGCCCCCGCGGGGUGACGGAGGGACCGCGACGGUGCGGGGGCUGCUUGCGGAGGUCGCUCCCCCCCUGCAGGCACUGCGGGGUCGGGGGUUUCCGUGCGGGGCGUUGCUCCCCGACGCCCUCCCCGGUUUCUCCCGCAUCCCCCUGCUGCCCCGCGCCACGUCCCGCGCCUCGUUGGCGCUGGCGCUGAACGGGGCCGGGUGCGAGGCGGAGGCGGAGGCGGCGGCGCGGGGGCUGUACCGGGAGCUGAGCCCCCCCGCGGCCAUCGCCCUCCUGCGGGGUCUGGCGGGGCUGCGGGACGUCCCCGCGCACCGCACGCUGCCGCUGCUCUCCAGCCUGGCCCGACUGCGGCGGCGUUGCGCUCUCCCCCGCAACGAGACCCGCACCGGGACGUUCCGGUGCCGUCGGCAGGCGGAGGACGACGCGUGCAGCCCGCCCGGGGAGCGCGAGGCGCACGGGGUGCUCGAGUGGGUGCCGGGCGUCAACGCCGUCUACAACAUUGGCAGCGGCCUCUACUUCGCCUUCCAGGGCUGCGAGCUGCUCGCGUCCGAGCGGGCGCUGCAGGCGGCCGAGGAUUUGGGCUACGCGGCGCUGACGGCUCUCACCGGGGGCGGCCCGGUGGCCGUGGGCAUCCGGUUCGGGCUGCAGCCCGGUAUCAAAGCGGGGGUCCGCGCGCUCUACGGGUACUUCACCGCCGACGGGGAACCCCCGACGGCGCCCAGCGCUCACAGCGGCCCCGUCCUCGUGGUGUGAAUAAAGGCGCGUCCCCGCCCGUGUCCCUGUC
Molecule: messenger RNA, 985 nt
Organism: Lagopus muta (rock ptarmigan)
Lineage: Eukaryota; Metazoa; Chordata; Aves; Galliformes; Phasianidae
Gene: APOF
Product: apolipoprotein F
Biological process (GO): cholesterol metabolic process
Source: RefSeq, a predicted model, not a curated record